Messenger RNA from Xyrauchen texanus (razorback sucker), 2985 nucleotides. RefSeq names its product peptidase inhibitor 15-like. Lineage: Eukaryota; Metazoa; Chordata; Actinopteri; Cypriniformes; Catostomidae. The coding region runs from base 224 to 1000 and encodes 258 amino acids. The transcript is spliced from 5 exons. Gene Ontology annotation, cellular component: extracellular region. The record is from RefSeq and is a predicted model, not a curated record.
UCCGUCAGGAUAAUUGAAAGGCUCAGAGGUAUAUCUGACAGAGCUGGUGUUACAGCGAUCAUUUAAUCUAGAAAUGCACUUAUAGGGUAAUAAACAGAUUGAGAAACGUUUUAUAGCUUGUUUAUUUUUAUUUAAAGAAAAAAAAAAAUUAUUUGCCGACUCUCUAAGGUGUAAAUUUGUACUUGCAGUUAAUAAAAGAUUAGUCACCACUCACCAAAGAGGGAUGAAGAAAAUCUACUUUUUUACCGACUUGUUUCUAUUAUUCGUAGCCAGUGAUGCGAGCGCGUGGAUCGUUAACAAUGCGACUGACACCCUCAUUGGAGCCAAUAUCACCAAUAUCAAUACAUCGGAAGUGAGGGAUGAAGGAUUGGCAUCCACCAUGCCCAGAUCGAGGCGAAAACGUUACAUUUCGCAGCGUGACAUGAUAGCUAUUCUGGACUAUCACAAUAAGGUGCGAGCGAAUGUUUUCCCACCUGCCACCAACAUGGAGUUCGUGGUUUGGGAUGAUGGCCUGGCCAGGUCUGCAGAAGCUUGGGCAGCAACCUGUAUUUGGGAACAUGGACCGCCAUACCUUCUCCGGUAUAUGGGUCAGAACCUCUCAGUACGAACUGGCAAUUACCACUCCAUUCUUCAGCUGGUUAAACCAUGGUAUGAUGAGGUCAGAGAUUAUGUGUUUCCAUACCCACGUGACUGCAAUCCCCGUUGCCCUAUGCACUGUUAUGGACCCAUGUGCACACAUUACACACAAAUGGUGUGGGCGUCAACAAACAGAGUUGGAUGUGCCAUUCAAACCUGUUACAAUAUGGUUGUGUGGGGUGCUGUGUUGAGGGAGGCAACAUACUUGGUCUGCAAUUAUUCACCAAAGGGCAACUGGAUUGGUGAAGCACCUUACAGAGUUGGUGUACCGUGCUCAGCCUGUCCUCCUAGCUAUGGAGGUUCAUGCAGCAACAACAUGUGCUUUCCUGCCAUCAACUCAAACUUCAUGUACUGGUUUAAAUAAGCUGCCUGCCAGAUAUUUAACGCUACUGAGUGAAUGGGGUAUUACAGUGGCUUACUGUCUAUUCUUUUGUGACAUCUAUGCAUUUGGUACAGCAGAUGUUGCUUUUUGUAUGUGAGAUUCCAUAAAAUGGUGCUAAUGCCAAUACAAUCUUAACAUCACUGUUUUAGACACAACCAUGCUCAUGGAUUAGAUUAGUUAUAUUUUCCUCCACAAGUCUGUGCUGGUGAUCAUUCUAUGGGUUUUACAACAAAGUUUAUUAUAUAUUCCACACUGUAAAAAAAAUCCUGUUGUUUUUACAAAAUAAAUCUGGCAUCUGUGGUUGGCAGAAUAAUUAUGUAAAAAAUACAGUUAAAAUGUAAACCACUUUACAGAACAACCUGUACAGUUUACAGUUUAAAAUGUUUGUAAUUGAUAUGCUGACACUGUAAAAACAAAUACAAAAUUCAGUUAAAUUUACAGAAUCUGUAAAAAUCUGUUGUUUACUUUAUAAGGUAUUUGUUAAUCACCAUAGUGACUACAGAAGGGUAACAUGAUGACAUUAAGUUCAUCAAUAGUGCCUCUUCCAGGAGCAAUAAACUUUUAGAGACAGUACUCAAUAUCACUCACACAAACACUAAACACCAUCAUGGUAACACAUGAGAUUUAAAUAAUGCAGUAAACAUUUACAUUUAUGCAGAUGCUUUUAUCCAAAGCACUUAUUACAGGGACAAUCCCCCCAGAGCAACCUGGAGAUAAGUGCCUUGCUCAAGGACACAAUGGUGGUGGCUGUGGGGAUCGAACCAGCAACCUUCUGAUUAACAGUUAUGUGCUAUAGCCCACUACACCACCACCACUCCUAAUCCACUCUUAAUGUGGCCCACUAUAUAGCCCACUACACCACCACCACCACACCACUCUUAAUGUAAUUUAGUUAAUGUAAACAUUAACUAAAUUACAUUAAAUAUAACACAGAACACCCCAGUGUUACUAUUCCCAUCAAAUAUUAAGUAACUAUUACCAUCAAAUAUAAUGAAAUGUAAUGUGUCACGCAGGGAAUUAUGGGAAUGCCCGAUUACUGUAAUUUUAACAAUAAUUUACUGUAAAAAAAAAGUACAUGUACUCUCUUGUUAAUCCAUUAAUUAUACAGGAAAUCUUUUUAGAAAUGUUUUUUAUUUUAUUGUAAAAACUAAUGUAUUGUCUUUUAAAAUAUAUUAAAAUGUAUAGUUUCAGUGUAGUUUCUGUUGUAACUGCCACACUGUGGUUUUUGUAAUGAUAACUUUGAAUGUAUUUUCAGGUCAUCAGAAAGCAUGUAAAGUUCUCAUACCUCUGUUUUCCUAAACUGUGGUGUAUGUCUAUGUGUGGGUGUUUUUGUUUGUGUUACAUAUAAUUGUUUAGAUUGGGAAUUGAUGAUAAAUGAUAAUGAAACGGUGCUCUUCUGUGCCAAAGAUUGUUACUCUGAAUGUGAUUUGCUUUUCUUUUCACAUAAUAUUUUCUGUACGAUAAUAUUGUACUAGUUACACUUAUAUGAUCUCAGAUUGUGGCCUCUUCCCUAACUUCCACACCCAAGAAUGUUUUAUAGUUCUCUUGAGGGGAGGAAGUUGAUCUAAGCUUGUCAAACCCUGUUAAGCUAUGUUGUGACUAUAUAAUCUUUGUGAACAUUUACAUAAACAUGAUUUUUUUAACCAGCAUAUUUUACCAAACAGUUUCCUCAAUUAGUGACUCACUGAGAUGGUUAUUAACUUUAUUGAGCACCUGUACAUUCCUAGCAGACAAUAGCAUAGUUAUUGUUUAUUUUUAUUUUUUAUGAAAAAAGGAAGAUCAUAUGCCCUUAUUUGUAUUACAUAUUGCACUGAGACUAUUCAUUUAAGCCCAAACUGCAGUUUGUGUAGUUUAAGUCCUUCUAUAGGUUGUAUGUUGAAUUAAAGAAAUCUUUACUUAUGAGCAUGUGUAUUUUGGGGUAUGAUUGUCUGAAAAGAGAUGCUGUUAAAAUUAUAGUUCACUUAAAA